This is a messenger RNA of Nothoprocta perdicaria, 3441 nucleotides long. It is a transcript of the gene FCHO2, whose product is annotated as FCH domain only 2. Lineage: Eukaryota; Metazoa; Chordata; Aves; Tinamiformes; Tinamidae. Gene Ontology annotation, biological process: clathrin-dependent endocytosis; clathrin coat assembly; synaptic vesicle endocytosis. The transcript is spliced from 25 exons. Gene Ontology annotation, cellular component: clathrin-coated pit; plasma membrane; cytoplasm. The record is from RefSeq and is a predicted model, not a curated record. Bases 34 to 2397 code for a protein of 787 amino acids.
AGGAACAAUGGCUUUGACGUCCUGUAUCACAACAUGAAACAUGGACACUUGUCAACAAAAGAUUUAGCGGAAUUUAUUAGAGAAAGGGCUACAAUAGAGGAGGCGUACUCGAGGUCAAUGACAAAACUAGCCAAAUCAGCAAGCAAUUACACACAACUUGGGACAUUUGCACCUGUUUGGGAUGUUUUCAAAACCUCAACAGAAAAACUAGCAAGCUGUCACUUGGAUCUUGUACGAAGAUUACAAGAGCUAAUAAAAGAAGUUCACAAGUAUGGCGAUGAGCAACUCAAAGCUUAUAAGAAGACUAAAGAAGAAGUUUCAGGAACAUUGGAAGCAGUGCAGAAUAUUCAAAGUAUCACUCAGGCCUUACAAAAGUCAAAGGAAAACUACAACACAAAGUGUGUCGAGCAGGAAAGAUUGAAAAAAGAAGGCGCAACCCAGAGAGAGGUUGAUAAGGCAGCAGUUAAAUUGAAAAAAGCUACAGAUACCUAUAAACUAUAUGUGGAGAAAUAUGCUGGGAUUAAAUCUGAUUUUGAACAGAAAAUGACAGAAACUGCACAGAAAUUUCAAGACAUUGAAGAAACACAUCUUCUUCAUAUGAAAGAGAUAAUAGAAUCAUUGUCAAAUACCAUAAAAGAAAUUCAUUUACAAAUAGGAGAGGUGCAUGAAGAGUUUAUUAAUAACAUGACAAACACUACAGUUGAGAGUUUAAUACAGAAAUUUGCUGAAUCAAAAGGAACUGGCAAGGAACGACCUGGGCCUAUUGAAUUUGAGGAAUGUAACACAUCUAGUGCAGUUGAAGGGAUAAAACCACGGAAGAGAAAAGCUUUUGGUUUAUCAGGAAUAAUGAAAAAAGAAAAGGAUACUGAAUCUGUGGAAUGUCCAGAUGCAGACUCAGUUAAUAUUCCUGAUGUGGAUGAUGAAGGAUACAGCAUUAAACCAGAAGCAACACAGAAUACCAAAGAGAACCACUUCUAUUCAUCCAGUGAUUCUGACUCUGAAGAUGAUGAGCCCAGGAGGUUCCAUGUAGAAAUAAAACCUGUACAGCCAAAUCAUAGCUCUCAGUGCACAAUGGCUUCUUUGGAUGAAUUAAAAGUAUCUAUAGGGAACAUUGCUCUUUCUCCAGCAAUAUCUAGACACAGUCCUGCACAAAUGAAUCGAAAUUCAUCAAGUGAAGAGUUAACGAAAUCAAAGCUUUCUGCUCCAACUAAUGAAAAGGGGAACAGUGACCUACUGGCAUGGGAUCCACUCUUUAGCAGUUCUCUUGAAUCUUCUUCUUCAGCCUCCUUGGCGUCCUCAUCCUCCUCAGCGAGGCCCACGACUCCUCUUUCAGUGGGCACAAUCGUACCCCCUCCAAGGCCUGCGUCGAGACCAAAGUUGGCUGCGGCAAAACUCAGCGGCAUUACAGAAAUACCCAGGCCGUUCAGCCCUCCCCUGACGUCCAACUCGAGCCCGCCGCCCGCGGCUCCCUUGGCACGAGCAGAGAGCAUCUCCUCCAUAUCCUCCUCCGCGUCCCUCAGUGCAGCAAACACCCCCACAGUGGGUGUCUCGCGUGGCCCCAGCCCCGUCAGCCUCGGAAGCCAGGACACCCUGCCUGUUGCAGUAGCGCUCACUGAAUCUGUGAACGCCUACUUCAAAGGAGCAGACCCCACCAAGUGUAUUGUGAAGAUCACUGGUGAUAUGACAGUGUCAUUCCCAAGUGGAAUUAUUAAAGUCUUCACCAGCAACCCGUCUCCAGCCGUACUUUGCUUCAGGGUAAAGAACACAAGCAAACUGGAGCAGAUUCUUCCAAACGCACAACUUGUGUACAGUGAUCAAUCACAAAGUGACUCCAGCACUAAGGAUUUCUGGAUGAACAUGCAAGCUAUAACUGUCUACCUCAAGAAAUUGUCAGAGCAGAAUCCAGCUGCAUCCUAUUAUAAUGUGGAUGUUUUAAAGUAUCAGGUAUCUUCCAAUGGCAUCCAGUCCACGCCGCUGAAUCUUGCCACGUACUGGAAAUGUAACGCCAGCACUACGGACGUGAGGGUGGACUACAAAUACAACCCCGAGUCCAUGACCGUGCCCAGCGUGCUGUCCAACGUGCAGGUUGUGGUGCCCGUGGACGGAGGAGUAACCAACAUGCAGUCACUGCCACCUGCAAAAUGGAGUGCAGACCAGAUGAAAGCUUACUGGAAAAUAUCCAGCAUUUCAGAGAAGUCCGAGAAUGGAGGCUCUGGCUCGCUGCGGGCCAAAUUUGAGCUGUGCGAGGGCCCCAGCAAGCCGGCCACGCUGGCCGUGCAGUUCGUGAGCGAGGGCAGCACCCUGUCGGGGCUGGACGUGGAGCUGGCGGGCAGCGGCUACCGGCUCUCCCUGCUCAAGAAGAGAUUCGCCACUGGACGAUAUAUGGCAGACUGCUGAUGAACCCGUGAAGGUGAAUGGAUCAAAGGAGAGCAAGUAGCUCACUCUGCCCGCUCUACUUUUCAAACACUAUUUUAACAUGCAUUAAUUUUUUAAACUUUUUUACUUACUUUGAGGCUGACUACAGACCAGAAGAUGCACUUUUAAAAGUCAUUUUGCAAACUUUUUAUUAUUUUAUGAUAGCACUGAAGUGGAUUUCAACACUGUCUGUAAAUGAUCAACUGCAAUAUUUGGGGAAAAAAAGUUAAAAUUUUAGUAAAUUUAUAUAGAUGAAAUCAAAAUAGUAAUCAUUAGUUCUAAUGAAAGUAUGAGAUUGUAUGUUAUACUGUAAACAAAAAUGUAGAAGAGCAAGCGCUUUCCAUAAGUAAUACUCAUUUUUCAGAUUCUUUUAAUUGCUGAUGUUUAAAGAAAAAAAAAAAGUCUCACAAAAUUCUUCCAUCAACUCAAUGUGCCAUGAAAUUGGUUGUUAGAGAUGCAUUAAAAAAAAGUAACUUGAUGUCCAUGUAUCACAUAUUAAUAACAUGUAAGUUUUUUUAGUUUUUUUUUUUCCUAAGUGCAAUGUGUUACAAAAUGGCAAAAGACAGAAGAGAUUUACUUCUGCAGUUAGUACCUUGAUGGGUGUUGUGAUUGUUUGAGUUAAUGCUGUAGAGUUAAUUUAUUUUUAUACGAAUUGCAUAACAUUUGUGCCUUUUUAAAAAAAAAAAAAAAAAAAGUGCCUCUCCAGUUGCUUAUUCCUGUGCCUGACUUCCCUUUGCCGAGUUUGGCCGUUCCCUAAAGAAAGCAUGUUGGGGUUUCAUACAUACAACUCCUAUAAAAAUUCUUCUGGCUGGGAUUUAGAAGGGAAAUUUAUGAUAACUGGAGACUUUCAUAAGAGGGUUAAACAACUGAAUUACUUCCUUAUGGGGUUACUGCAAUAAAUGCAGCCCUAGUAAAGGGAAAAGCAUCAAACAAGACUUGGAAAUUUCAGUACGGUUACUUUAAUGUCACCGAAGUGGAGAACCACAGAGCAGCAAAACCUGCCUUGCAAAGGCCAAGAGCAUUUCC